Funneliformis mosseae is the source of this 1029-nucleotide messenger RNA. NCBI's taxonomy places the organism in Eukaryota, Fungi, Glomeromycota, Glomeromycetes, Glomerales, Glomeraceae. The record is from the annotation of a GenBank genome assembly.
AUGAGUUAUCGAGGAGGUUAUUGUUCGUUUGAAUUUAAACUUGAAAAUGUCUUAAAAGUAACGGAGAAAAUUUAUUCACCACCUUUUGCAACGUCAACUUGUCGACAUUGGGUGUUGAUCUUUGACCCGUAUACGAAUGAUCCAAAGACUUAUCAAAUCCUUCUUUGUACGAUACUCAACAAAGAAUCAGAUCGGUUAGCGGAUACCUUCUUGCCUUUAAAAGUGAUAUUGAAAUCUCCUUCAGGGGAUAUUCUCCAUGAAGUUUCUACGAAUGAUAAGAUAUUUAAUAAAACCGGGUUAUUUCUUGUUCACAAACGUCCAAGAUCUUCGCUACUUAAUAAUAUAAUUAUUAAUAUACAAUUUAGUGAUGUUCGAUUCACUAAAGUUCCUCCCAAAAUGCCAUUUGGAACCAAACAAGUGGCGGAAAAUUUAAUUCACGCGUGGUCUCAUGAAUUAAACAAGCCGGAUCGAGGAGACGUUAGAUUUAAAGUUCAGGAUAAAUUUAUUUAUGCAAGCAGUUCAAUUCUUGCGACGAGGUCGGAUUAUUUUAGGACAAUGUUUGAAGGUGAUUGGAUAGAAUGCAAUAAACAAGGAAUUUCGGCAAAUGAUAAUGAGAAUCGACAUAAAUAUGAGAUCGAAAUUACGGAUUUUGAUUAUGAAACCGUCCUUGCUAUGCUUCAUUUCUUGUAUACGGAUGAGGCCAAUUUCGUAAAUUAUAGUUUAGACAAUAUAUGGAACUUGUUUAGCAUUUCGGAUAAAUAUUUUGUGGACGAAUUGAGACAAAGGAUUAAAAUUCAUAUCAUUGAUCUACUGAACGAAAGGAAUGCAGCUGAAAUGUUAUUUAAAUAUGCGUGGAAAUGGCCCGAUUUAAAAGAUAUCAUCAUAACGUUUAACGUUGAACACUUUUUAAAAAUUAGAAAGACGAGAGGAUUUAAACAAAUCGUUUCUUCGAAAUCAGACUAUCCAAUGUAUCAUGAAAUACUUGAAGAAAUGAUUUUAGAAUUAUACUCGGAGGAUGAAAAUCUGUGA